This is a messenger RNA of Salvelinus namaycush (lake trout), 1464 nucleotides long. RefSeq names its product gamma-aminobutyric acid receptor subunit rho-1-like. The record is from RefSeq and is a predicted model, not a curated record. Lineage: Eukaryota; Metazoa; Chordata; Actinopteri; Salmoniformes; Salmonidae. Bases 1 to 1464 code for a protein of 487 amino acids. Gene Ontology annotation, biological process: signal transduction; regulation of membrane potential; nervous system process. Gene Ontology annotation, molecular function: extracellular ligand-gated monoatomic ion channel activity; GABA-A receptor activity; neurotransmitter receptor activity. The transcript is spliced from 10 exons. Gene Ontology annotation, cellular component: neuron projection; GABA-A receptor complex; synapse.
AUGUGCACCAUGCAGGUGGAUACUGUGUUGGUGCUGUUCUGCGUCUGCCUCAUGGGGGUUGCUGGGAGAUCAGCUCAUCAAAGAGGUGACAAGCUGGAGACCUACAAACAAAGCAGAUCCAGGAGAGAAACAUCAAGAAUGGAUGAUGGAGGAGCUCACAGCAAGACCGCAAGCCCAAUCCUGAAACGAGGUCCAGACAUGACAAAAUCUCCCAUGACAAAAUCUGAGCAGCUCUUAAGAAUAGAUGACCAUGACUUUACCAUGAGACCAGCAUUUGGAGGACCCCCUAUUCCAGUUGGGGUAGAUGUUCAGGUUGAAAGUCUGGACACAAUCUCUGAAGUGGAUAUGGACUUCACCAUGACCCUGUACCUGAGGCACUACUGGAAGGACGAGCGCCUGUCCUUCACCAGUACCAAUAACCAGAGCAUGACCUUUGACAGCAGGCUGGCCAAGAAGAUCUGGGUUCCUGACAUGUUCUUCGUCCACUCCAAGAGGUCCUUCAUCCAUGACACCACCACGGACAACGUCAUGCUGAGGGUGUACCCUGACGGCAACGUGCUUUACAGUCUGAGAGUCACGGUCACGGCCAUGUGCAACAUGGACCUGAGUCGCUUCCCUCUAGACACACAGACCUGCUCGCUGGAAAUAGAGAGCUAUGCUUACACGGACGAUGAUCUCAUGCUGUACUGGAAGAAAGGCAACGAGUCACUGAACACAGACGAGAGGAUAUCUUUAUCCCAGUUCCUCAUCCAGAAGUUUCACACCACUACAAAGCUGGCCUUCUAUAGCAGUACAGGCUGGUACAACCGUCUGUACAUCCACUUCACCCUGCGACGUCACGUCUUCUUCUUCCUGCUCCAGACCUACUUCCCAGCCACCCUCAUGGUCAUGCUGUCCUGGGUCUCCUUCUGGAUUGACCGCCGGGCCGUCCCCGCUAGGGUCCCUUUGGGUAUCACCACAGUGCUCACCAUGUCCACCAUCAUCACUGGAGUCAACGCCUCCAUGCCCAGAGUGUCCUACAUCAAAGCGGUGGACAUCUACCUGUGGGUCAGUUUCGUGUUUGUCUUCCUCUCGGUCAUAGAGUAUGCAGCGGUCAACUACCUCUCUACCGUGCAGGAAAGGAAAGAGAGGAAACUAAGAGAGAGGUUGCCGUGUACAUGUGGCAUCGGAAACCCUGACGACGCCAUGUGCGACCCCCAGAUCACUGGCUACACCACCAUGGACGUCAACAAUAUAGGGAACUAUGGCACCGCAGGGAACUAUGGAAUGCCAGAGAACGGAGGCAGGCAGGAGAGGAUGUUUGCCCAGGUGGUUCUGGGGGAUCCCCAGCUCACGGGCCAGGUAAAGAGGCCAGGCUAUGUGAACAUUUGGAUAGAUACCCACGCCAUAGACAAGUACUCACGGAUGGUCUUCCCUGGUUCCUACGUCCUGUUCAACAUCAUCUACUGGUCCAUCUACUCCUAA